AGUCAUCUUCCUCUUGUCCUUUUGCAGGAUGGCCAUGAGAAACACGGAGAGGGAAUUGAAGAGCAUCUAGAGAAGACCGUUGCUCACCCUCCAUCACAAGGAGACACACACUGUGACCUGUGGUCAUACCCAGAGGCAAUGGAUGGAAUACACGCUUCAGACCAGGAGGAGGGAAGUUUACUAGAGGAACAGAAGGAGAGUCUGAACACCUCCAGUACAGUGGGGAUGGAGGAGGUGAAGGAGAGGGGGACUGAGGGAGGAGACGAACAGCCUACACCCCUCAUUACUGAGGCGGAGGAGAAUGAAGGGAUGGGAGCAGCAUUCUCUCCUCAGACUCCUGCUAGAAUGAAAGCUGUGUCCAGCACCCCAACCUUCUCCCUGAACAGUAGCCACAGUGGGUCACCUAGUCAGCUAGACGGAUCCACAGUGAAAUCCCCAGGCUUCCUGUUCUCCAUGAGCUCAGCUCCUAGCCCCACCACCCCCGACUUCUCUGGCUUCCACUGUGGCUUUGGACUGGGCUCAGGCCAGGAGGAAGAGCCUCCUUUCCCCUUCAGCAGCUCAUAUUUCAGCAGUGAAAAGAAACCGUCAGGAUCCAGAUCGCCAUCAGGCUUCCUGUUUGCCCGGCCAGAGUCGGAGAAGUCAGAAGAUGGAUUUGAGUUCCCCUUCAGCUCUAAGAGUCCUGGUCAACCGUCAACCAGCAGAGAGAAAGGAUCAGGGGCUGGGGACUCCUUCCCUUUCUCCUUUAACUUCUAGCACAUCUUACUGUAAAACUUAGUGUAUGCUUCAAAUGGCACCCUAUUCCCUAUAUAGUGCACUACUUUUGCCCAGGGCCAUGUAGUGUUCUAGGGCAAUAGGGCGCCAUUUGGAUGCAUCCUGAGAUUCUUCCACGUUACUGUACAUGAGUUCCAUUUCAUGUUUGGUUAUUUCUAGAAAUAUGCAGAGGACUUCAACACAACUCUUUGUCGUUGUUAUGCACUGUAGAUCUGUUUUAGCGGUUCUUAAUAUUUACUCUAGUAAAUAGUUUAAUCAACUGUUAUAUGAAAAUGACUACCUUAUAAGAUAAAGUACCAUCUAGACUUAAAAUUAGCUGUUUGUUCAUAAAUCAUUUAUAAUUAUUUAAAACUUAAUUGAAUUGAUAUUUAACUAAAUAAAAUCAGAUAAUUUGUGUU
Molecule: messenger RNA, 1169 nt
Organism: Oncorhynchus gorbuscha (pink salmon)
Lineage: Eukaryota; Metazoa; Chordata; Actinopteri; Salmoniformes; Salmonidae
Product: flocculation protein FLO11-like
Exons: 7
Coding region: 139-753 (204 amino acids)
Biological process (GO): homologous chromosome pairing at meiosis; meiotic DNA double-strand break processing involved in reciprocal meiotic recombination; spermatogenesis
Cellular component (GO): central element
Source: RefSeq, a predicted model, not a curated record